AUGGGCAGGAGAGGCGACCGACUCCAGAGGCAGAGCUGGCUAAGCUGUGGAGAUUCCGGGGCCGCAGUUGUGGGGGAUUUUCGUGGAGCCUGUAAGAUUGUCCCUGACUGCCUGGGGUUCUGGAAACGAGCGAAACGAGGAAACAAGCCAACGAGCCAACGAGGAAACCCGCCAAACGACCCGACUUCUAGCGAGCCCGAGCACCGAUGCAUUAGAUGCACUAGCCCAGCCCGCGCAUCAUUAUUCUUCGCAUUCUUCAUCUGCAUAAGCUCCCCAACCGGAACUGAGUCCUCCGCCAACGGCGUACUGCAUGAGAAUCAUGUGUUCACGGUCGCCAACCUGUCAGAAUACCCCAGAUUUUCGCUCCGACUGGUUGUGCGGCCAGAAUAUCUGUCAAGCUCAUCUCCCAAGGCUUUACAAACAGCGUUCAUCCCCGUUGCCAUUGACGAGCCCGCUGAUCAGGCCUCCUGGUACCACUUGGGCCACUUGGUACCGACUAGGUACAGCCUAAGGACAGCACCCCACGCUAUGACGUCGAGGCUGGAGCCGUGCCCUGUGCGCUGCAGAUGCCUAUUGCCCAUCUUCGGACUUUCGCCCGACUUCGUCGUUUUCUCCUCCUGGGGAAGGCUAAUAUAUCCCGGAGUAGACCACGGCUCGAUGCUACGUGAGGCCCUGGCGGGAAAACUCCGGCAACAGCAGACACUUGAGUUAUUUUCCUUUUUGCUUCCUUUUUUCUCUAUUUUCGCUGUAUUUAACAAGGCAAGUGCUGCAGACUUGCCAUCGCACCGUCGAUCCCGCUGCAGAGGUACAGACUACUCAAGACUACUCAAGGCUACUCGAGGCUACCCAAGGCUACUCAAAGACUAUUCUGGGUACUGA
Messenger RNA from Aspergillus nidulans FGSC A4, 879 nucleotides. RefSeq lists its product as uncharacterized. NCBI's taxonomy places the organism in Eukaryota, Fungi, Ascomycota, Eurotiomycetes, Eurotiales, Aspergillaceae. The coding region runs from base 1 to 879 and encodes 292 amino acids. The record is from RefSeq and is a predicted model, not a curated record. The transcript has 2 exons.